Pungitius pungitius (ninespine stickleback) is the source of this 2504-nucleotide messenger RNA. Its product is annotated as testis-expressed protein 264 homolog. Gene Ontology annotation, cellular component: autophagosome membrane; replication fork; endoplasmic reticulum membrane. The record is from RefSeq and is a predicted model, not a curated record. Lineage: Eukaryota; Metazoa; Chordata; Actinopteri; Perciformes; Gasterosteidae. The coding region runs from base 216 to 1214 and encodes 332 amino acids. Gene Ontology annotation, biological process: reticulophagy; protein-DNA covalent cross-linking repair. The transcript has 4 exons.
GGUACCUCCCAGGAAGCACCGCGCAAUGUGUAAAAUAGCGAAAUAUAUUUCGAGGUAAUUCAACUGAAAAAAAACAACUGAAAAUCAACCACCCGCGUGCUAAAACAACGUGGUCUCAAUAGCGCUACGGAAACGUGUAAAACAAAAACAAAAACCAGUGUCUAAAGGGUUCAAAAGACGUUUAAUUAGCGGAACCUGCCCCGCCGUUAUCCACCAUGCCGAUCAUGGCAGACUGGGUCGGACUGUGUGUGGCCACCAGCCUGCUGGUAACUUUUCUCACCGCGGCCGGGUACGCGUUGUACUCGGGGCUCCUCUCCGACAUAACCGUCCUGACUGGUUUCCCCCCCAUCAAGAAGAUCACGUUCGUCUACAAGUUCAAAAAAGGUCCGUACGAGAGUUGCGGUGAACUUUUUAAGGAGUCUCACGGCAUUGGACCAAAGCUUUCGUGUAUCGGAGUGUAUUAUGAUGACCCGAAAAAGGUGCCGGGGCCACAGUGCCGCUAUGCCGUCGGCAGCAUCCUGAGUGAAGGAGAAAGCCAGGCGGACGAGGAGCUGUUAAAGAGCUACGAGACGUCAGGCUUCAAAGUCUUUUCCUUCCCCGAAGUCACACACGUGGUCACUGCCUCCUUCCCCCACAGGACCUUUUUCUCCGUCCUCCUGGGAAUGAGAAGAGUUUACCCACGGCUAGAGCACUACAUCAAGGCGAGGAGGCUGUGUGCUCAUCCAUUCCUCGAGAUCUACAGAGAGGGUCUGAUCCAAUUCAUGGCCCCGUUGGCCCGGCAGGGAGAUUUCUAUGUGCCUGAAGUCCGACAGGCCGAGAGGAGGCUGGUGGAGAGAGAGGAUUCGCACAGUGACUCCGAAGGCUCAGAACUCCUCUCGCCAUCUGUCCAUCCCUCCCGUUUUGUUUCAUCACUGCUCCAGGGUCGGACUCAAACAGCGAGUACAGCUCAGGGAGUGGGGUUCUCCCGUUGGACAGCAGAGAGGCGUCCCCGGCGUCCCCCGUCCGCUCGGUGGCUCCCCGGGACGAGGAGGACAGAGGCCACAGGGGGAGGAGCUCCAGGGGAACCUCGCUCGGGGAGCCGGGCUGCGAGCAGGCGACCGGCGGACAGCGGGCCGAGCGAGAGGAGGACGAGAAGCGCCCAGAGGCUCAGGAGUGGCUGGGGGCCGUGGUGGGAGAGGAGUAAAAGCUCAGUCGGACGAUCAGAGAUUAUUUAAAGGAUGCAAAUUGAGACGGUGACGAUUACAAAAGUCUGUCAGUACGGGUUCUUUUCUAAAGGAUAAUUUAAUACAUAACCAAUGAAAUGAACAAAACUAAUACUGUGUUAAUUAAUACUCCCACUACUGUCAGACUCCCCUACCCUCCGUGCCCGUUUCGCUCUAUAGAAUAUUGGCUUAUGUUACACAAAGAGGAGUAAAUAGUGGAUUAAUUUGCAUUUGGUGCUCCAGUAAUAUGCAUGCAGGACCAACUCUGAAUAAACAGCGGUGCCCAUGUUCAUGGUGAGAAGGAACAUGUCCGAUGUGUUUCUAAUAGUCAGUGAACAACACAGGAGGACUGUGGAGAACACGUUGCAGCAGGUUUUGGCCUUUUUUAGUCUUUCCAUUGGAUCUGUUGAUAGUAUUACAAAAAUAUGUGUAACCAGACUUAUUCUUUGCUCUUUUAGUCACCUUUUUAAAGUGAAUGUAUUUAAAUCUACUAGAUUUGGUCAGAAGAAAUGCUGCAGAACCUUUUCAGGUAACCUGAGUGUCUUGAAUUGUUUUUUUUCUCACAGAAGUAGAGAUGUUCGUUAAAAUUAACAUGAUGCAUGAAUUGACUACAUGUUAGAAAAAACCUUUUACUUGAAAUGCCUUUAACUUGCUGUGCUUGUGCUAACCAUCACUUGCAUUAUUAAACCACACGUGUUACUGUCAGAGGAUUCUUCACAAACGUACUGAAUUCUGUUUUUGGUUUUUGACUUGUGGGGCUUAGUUUUAUUCAUUGAGGCAUUGAAAUUACUAUUAGCACAUAGAAUUAACAAAGAUGUGUCAGUCACCUCCUAUGCCAAUUAUCCUUAGAGGGUCGCUGGGGAAGUGGAUUCAACAUAGCGGGCAUGCACCGCUCUUUAUUAACAUUGUGUGCUUUGUUCAAAGGGUUACGUGUGUUUUAUUCGCGCUGUGUGUUGACAUGGAUCUGUUGAUGAUGCACGUGUUCUGAUCUAUAAAAAGGACUUCAUUUCCAAAGAGGAAGGUGUGAAUGAGUGCAUAAUUACCUUCUCCGGGUGGUUCUCACGAGCACCCCUGAGAUGAAGGACGGGGUUAUUGUUGGUGUUCAGCCUUCUGCCACGACCAGUCCAGGAGAAAGAUGGCAUGUGACCAUUAAUAUUCAUUUCACUAUCGCUGUAAGCAAAUAUCUGUUAUUUUGCCUCUUCCUGAAAUGUUCCUCACACAUCCAUUCCCCUUCCCAUAAGGUUCUGUCGAGCUGUCAUAUUGUGUUAUUUUACUUUCUCGGCCUUUCUACCAUCUGCUGUG